Branchiostoma belcheri (Belcher's lancelet) is the source of this 1488-nucleotide messenger RNA. Its product is annotated as iron-sulfur cluster co-chaperone protein HscB, mitochondrial-like. Gene Ontology annotation, molecular function: ATPase activator activity; protein-folding chaperone binding. Lineage: Eukaryota; Metazoa; Chordata; Leptocardii; Amphioxiformes; Branchiostomatidae. The record is from RefSeq and is a predicted model, not a curated record. Gene Ontology annotation, cellular component: mitochondrion. The transcript has 6 exons. The coding region runs from base 23 to 847 and encodes 274 amino acids. Gene Ontology annotation, biological process: [2Fe-2S] cluster assembly; protein complex oligomerization.
UCAAAGGUCACAAGUCACAAACAUGGCUGCCAAAGUCGCAUUUUCUUGCGCUCGGCUGUACUUUUUCGAGAAAAACGUCUCUUUCCUCCUUCAACACACGAGAACUAUAACGCUACUUUCAAAGACAGAUUUGCGGCAUGCAGUAACACUUCAAGCAACCUUCUCGUCUUCUAACAUAGCCUCUAGAACUUGUAUUUUUCGUUGUGAAAGCGGCGCUAAGGUUGCCGGUUUGCUGCCCGGCUUGAGGAGGAGUUACUGUAGUGUGAGUCGCGCGUGUUGGAGCUGCAGCAGACAGACGACAGACUGGUUCUUCUGUCCGUCCUGUCAGGCCGUCCAGCCGCCAGCGGAGCAGGCCACGCUGUUCGACGUCAUGGACUGUGCCAGGAAGUUUGACAUCGACAACAGCAGACUCUCAGCAAAGUACAAGGACCUUCAACGGCUUCUGCACCCUGAUAGAUUCUCACAACAUGGGCAGGUGGAGCAAGACUAUGCCUCAGCCCAGUCAGCCUGGGUGAACAAGGCCUACUGGACUCUACAGAAGCCUCUCAGCAGAGGGCUCUAUAUGCUACAGCUAGCAGGAGAGAGUAUCGAGGAAGGAGAGAAACUGUCAGAACCGCAGCUGCUGAUGGAAGUGAUGGAAGCGAACGAGAGAUUGGGAGAAGCACAGACAGACGAGGAAGUCAGAAGCAUCGCAGAGGAAAACAGAGAAAAGCUGGGCAGACUUUGUAAGGAAUUGUCAGGUGCUUUUGAUGCAGGUGACAUUACUAAAGCCAAGGACAUCUUGACCAGGAUGCAAUACUUCAGUAAUAUCGAGGACAAGGUUAAGGAGAGACUUCCACCAUCUUAGACUGUCAUUCAGGCAAACCUUCAAGGAAAUGCUAGCUAAGGACUGGUUCUGGUUCUCAUUGAUUUUCAACCUUGUUAUGUGUGAAUGAAUGAUGAUCAUUCUGUGUCUUUGUCAGGACAUUCUGAUGUAUGUGAUGUUUAUGCACACAAAAUUAUACAAGCCAAUUAUAUUGCCUGGCAAGUAUAUUGACUUUUCAUUAUACAUGUACCUUGUAGAGUGUAUCAUCAUCAUUAUGUCCGGUGGCUUGCCCAGACCCUAUGUGUAUUAUAAAAAGAUUGUACUCUUUGUCCAAUCAUGAACAGUGUUAAUAUUUAGCACAAUACAAAGUUUCCCAACAAUUACAACAUUGAAAGCCAUCCAUUGUGCAGUUAAGUAUGUGCAGUCCAUUGAAAUCAUUUGUAGUACAUGUAACGUUAUUACAUAAUUGUAAUUCAUUGAAAUUUUAACCAGCUUCUCUUGUUUGCAGUUUUCUACUAAAUUGUAUGAAGCAAAGCAUAUACAACUUUGCUGUCAUUUUCUUGUCCCAUGUCCAGACCGUUGUCAAACUACAAUAAUUUUAACUUAUACAAGUUUUUAUCCAUCCAUGCUGUAUUGUUAUCCAAAUUUUGUGCCUAAUAAAAAAAAUCAUGUUUCAUGUUGAA